GGGUUUCCGGGUGGCCUGCCCGCUAUCCUUGGGCGCAAACCAGCGGGGACAGCUCGUUGGCCCGCCUCUCUGGUUCCUUUUUACUUUGGGAGCAGCGGCUUGGGCACAUCCUGGCUGCCGGAGUCCCCUGGCCCGCCCCCCAAAUCCUGGUCCAGCGCCGUCCAGCGGGAGACACCCAGUGGGCGCAGGAGGGAAAAAAUAGACUGCCCCCCUUUUCCCCAGGCCCUCUGCUGUCUUGGGAGCUGGGUUCGAUGCUAGCGAAAUCUUUGUCGACCACCUCGUUUCCGUUUCCUCUCUUCUCUCUUCCUUUUGCCUUUUUUCUUUUCUUUUUUUUGAUACGACUUCCUCUGUUUCUCCCUCCCCCCCCUUUCACCUAAAACGCCCGUCUUCGUCAGCGGAUCGUCAGCGCAACAUCGUCAGCAACCGUCUUUUAAGUGUCUGCUGGAACCAACCCGCCACCUGCAUUCGGUUCCCACGCAAAGCACAGUUGCCUGCAUUGCUUAUUCGCUCGCGCCCUGAGGCGGUUUAUGCUACAGUACAUACAGAGUACAAGCUCUGGGACUGUGCGCUGCCCACCUACGGUCACCCGCCUUCUCUGACGAACAUUGACCACCUUACCACACCCACAACUACAACCACCGUCGACGGUUUCGUUUCCCACCUGGUAGCCACACGGGCUCCUAGUUGAUCAUAACGCUUACCCUCUUGCCUGCGGCACUUGGUUCAGCCUUGAUCAUUGUUCUUCUCUCCUCUUGCGCCGCUGUCGCGAUCAUCAUGCGCACGCAGCUCCAGCAUUGUUGAUACAAUACCGUGAAACCACCUCCCGAAACGACACACCCACCUUUUACAACCACACGCACACUCUUGCUAGCUGCUCCGCCUUCUAUAUUGGGCUACCACGCUUCUUAGCUGCUCAUUCUCCUUUCCCUUGUUUGCUCUGCAGCUCCCGAAACCUGCCUUAUUGCAAGGCUUCGCUUUGUUUCGCCAAGCACCCCUGCUAUAGGUCCAAUCCACAGGAUACUUGCCGCCAGCUUGCAUUUCUGGGGGGCCGAAUACUGCGACGCCUGAGGCCCCUCCGCUUUGAUUCUUUUAACUUCUACCACACCAACCGCUGGUGCGACCAGCAUCAACUCUCCGAUGUUCAGUAAAUUUUACGGCAAACUUCAAGGCCCGGGCAAGACCGGCUACGCUCCUGAUCAUCUUGGCGGCCAGAGCAACGAUUUGCAAACAAGUGCCCACGAUUUUGGCCUGGUCAGACCCGACGACUUGGCUCUGGGUGCUACUCGCAUUCGCCCCGGCACUACAUCUACUAACAACACAGACAAUUCGUUUGCAGACGGAUUCCAUCCGUCCAAUCAAUCUACAGGCGGGCUCACUGUUCCUCCCCGAAUCCGCGGUGAAUCGGUCGGAUCUCAAAAUAGCGGAAGCCCACGACGAGUUGGUGCGAUCGAUAAUAACAGAAUGGCCAGCACUACAGACCGUAGCCGCUUCCGGCGCGAGAGAACCUUUGUAGGAAGUGAAUGUGCCGUCUGUGAGGAACCUCUCGAACAUACCUUGCAAGGUGAACGGAUCCUUCAGUUCUCAUGCUCCCAUGUCUCGCAUGAAGCCUGUUUCUACGAAUUUAUCCGCGAGUUCGACUCACAAUACUGCCCCUCAUGUGAUUCCCCUCUACAUCUCGACACUAGUAGAGGUGGCAACGUUAUUGAUAUCAAUAAAAUAAGCAACCUCGUCAGAUCCGCGGGUAGCGACACCCGAUCUACCCCUACUCCCACGCCGACAUGGGAUAGCCAGACUAUGAGACCGCCCAGCGUCGACAGCGCUCAACGCCGCUCGCAACAGCAACAACAACAACAACAACAACAACAACAGCAACAGCAACAGCAACAGCAGCAGCAGCAAUCGCAACAGCAAGGAGGAACACCUAGCACCCGAGAGAGCUUGCCCCGUGGCAGCUUAAGAGACAGCCGCGAUGCCGCCCUGUCGGCCUAUGCUUCCUCAAGACAUGCUCGUAGUGAUAGCGAAGCAACUGGCGUUGCUUCGUCGGGCUACCCAGAAACGACUCAGAGCGGGCAUCAAUGGCGCCAUGACUAUGACGUACAGGCCAUGGAAACCACACCGGCUAGCCCUCAACGCCUGGCCACCAGAAAUCCCAUUCCUGCACCUAUUGUUACUGUGCGUUCGGAGUUUCCUACCAUCAGCCGCUCACGUCGCCAAGAGACGCUCACCUGUCUUGUUACUAUCGAAGUCCCCGAUAACCAGUGGCGACCCGAUCCCGAGGAUAUUGGAUCCCCUACUAUCCAAAGGCAAGGCUCAAUGGGCAAAAUCGACAAUGUUGCAGCGUAUGCUGCAUCUCCUGCUCCUACUCCAGCUCCCAGGUUCUAUCCUUACGAGUCCCCAGAGGCGCUAGAGAAGAUGAGUGAAGAUUUACAGGCUCGUGUUGACAACUGGAACGGUCUUGAUUUUAGCCGCUUUGGAAAGCUCCGCCUGUAUGGUACUCUGCGUGUUGGUAAGGACAAGAUCAACUGGCAAGAGCUUCAAUGUUUCCUAUUCUCCGAAAUGUUCAUUUGUGUCCGAGAGAAGAAGGCCAGCGCCGCAGCGAACGCCGAGUGGCCUGAAGGUACUGCACCACCCCCGAAGUACUCGCUCAAGGGAUCGAUCUUGAUCAAGAAGCACCUCAGCGAUGUUUUCGAAACCCCCAACAGCGACGACAAUAUCCUCACCCUGAGUCUUUCCGUUGCCGAACUUCCCCAGUUCCACCUGCAUUUCGAAAACCGUAACCAGCUUAAGCUCUGGUACCAGGCCCUGAUUGACUUGAACUCCCCCGACCCAGCCCCCAUCCGAAGCCCUGAAUUUGAUCGGGCAGACUUCUCUGAGAAUGACGAGGAGGUAGACUGGCACCGCCAACGAACUCAAAGGGUUUCUUCAACCACAUCUUCUUGGGGUCCCAAGUCGGUUGGAACAGCCCCUACCGAGUACACCAGCCUUGCCUCGAAGCAGAGCUUUAUUCCAACUUCUGUUCACAUUCCCAUUGAUGUCGUCGUCGUCGUCCCGAUCUCUUCGUCUAUGCAGGGUGUGAAAAUCAACCUGGUCAGGGAUGCGCUGAAGUUUAUGGUGAGCACUCUCGGCGAGCGCGACCGCAUGGGCCUCGUUACAUUUGGCUCUGGAGGAGGCGGUGUCCCAAUUGUUGGAAUGACAACGAAAGCUUGGCCUGGCUGGGCCAACAUCUUGGGCUCUAUCAAGCCAGUCGGUCAAAAGAGCCACCGCGCUGAUGUUGUCGAAGGUGCAAAUGUCGCCAUGGAUCUUCUUAUGCAGCGCAAGCACAGCAAUCCUACAGCAGCUAUCAUGCUUAUCAGUGAUGCCUCUACGUCAGACACUGAUUCAGUUGACUUUGUCAUUUCUCGCGCUGAAGCAGCCAAGAUUACAAUUCAUACCUUUGGCCUAGGAAUGACUCAUAAACCUGAUACUAUGAUCGAGUUGUCUACUAAGACCAAAGCCUCUUAUACCUAUGUUCAGGAUUGGAUGAUGCUGCGUGAAUGCCUUGCUGGUUGCCUGGGUGGCAUGCAAGCGCUCUCUCAUCAGAAUGUUAAGCUCAAGCUCAAGCUUCCUGAAGGGUCACCGGCUAAGUUCCACAAGAUAAACGGUGCAUUGCAAACCACUAAGCGAGCUACUGGCCGUGAUGCGGAAGCAUCGCUUGGCGAUCUCCGAUUUGGUGACAAGAGAGACAUUCUUGUCCAACUCAUCAUCCUGCCUGACAGCUCCUCACAGGACCAGCUUCCUCAGGAUGCUUGGGACAACAUUGUCUCGGGCCUAGAGGCUCUCGGGGGCAGCUCAGAGAGUGAUCCUGAACGUGGUGUAUCGGUUGAAGAAGUCCCGCUCAUUCAAGCUGACGUUAUCUGGGGCGACAUUCUCCGAGAAGGCGCCAUCACUCAAAUGCCACGCCCAUCACUGCUCGCGAUUACCAUGCUCCCCCCUAGCUCGUCUCAAAAGAAAACAUGGCAGGGCUCUCCUCCUAUCCCACCCCACCCCAGCAUUGUCCAGCGUCGUAUGGAGUUGCUGACAUCCGACAUGCUGUCGAGAGCGUUGACUCUUGUCACCCGGGCUCAACACGAUCGCGCCCACACCCUCCUCAACGAGACAAGAUCUAUUCUCAAGGGUCUUGGCAAAGGUGGCCUUCCCCCUGUCCCCAUGACUAAGUCGGUGCCAUCUACGCCUCAUCCAGGCAACGACUCAUCACCAAACCCUGCCGGAACACCAGACCGAAAGCGCAGCCCAUCUCCCCAAAGCCCUGCCUCGUCUGGCGGGCUUCAUGGACCAUUGGCAAGCGCAAAGUCAGUUCCCGAUGCCGUCAAUCUGUGCACAGGUAUUGACGCCGGCACUGUUGCCGCCCUGGAUGCGGAGCUUGAGAGAGCUCUUGAGUGGAUUAACCACCCUGCCGUGUUUGGACGCGAUAGCCGCAAGGCUGUUCUUCAAGCCAUUGGAGUCAUUAGCUCCCAGCGCGCCUUUACCUUCCGAACACCGAUCGAGAAGCUCUGGGCCAGCCGCGUAGCAGGUAUCCGCCGCCUCUCGGACCGCAGCCGCGAGUGGCGUGAAGAAGGUGGCGAUGGCGGUGGCAUCAUGGAAGAAGCCUAAAACCCCCAAGCGCGCGGACCUCUCUGCCCGAACAUUUCAGGGUGUCGUUCUGACCGAUGUCAUUGCUUGCCCUGAGCAUUCUCCAGUUCUUGGAUCGAUUUCCUUCACUGUCAAUGCUUAUACCCCUUGCCCCAAGUCACAGUAACUGGGUGCAUUGUUCAAUGCUAUUUAUCCCAUUUGUCGAUGCCGAUCCCUCACAAUGCUUGCCUAGAAGUUUUUCACUAGGAAGCACUGUGCUGGGCAUUAUGUGCAUACAGCCACCUUGUUGAAGCUCUCAUUUUCUGCCUCUCGUUUUCUGAACUUGUCUCUCCCUCUUUUUGUUAACGUUUUAUGACGGGACUUCUUGGAUAUGGCGGAUACAACUCCCGCACACGUUUAUUCUGGUGGGAAUGAUCCCCGAAACAUGCUUAAUGUAUGAUUAUCGAAAAAGUCAUCUGCUCUCACGGAACAUCUUUUCUAUAUUGUUCACAUGUAUCUACCAUUUCAUUUUGUAUUGAGCCACGAAAGUUUAGCAUAUGUUAUGUGUUAUCACUUGGAUAUUUUAUGAAGCAUUAGUUCUAC
Messenger RNA from [Torrubiella] hemipterigena, 5190 nucleotides. The record is from the annotation of a GenBank genome assembly. Lineage: Eukaryota; Fungi; Ascomycota; Sordariomycetes; Hypocreales; Clavicipitaceae.